AUGAAGGUCGAGUUGUGCAGUUUCAGUGGAUAUAAAAUAUAUCCCGGCCACGGCCGGCGGUACGCCAGGAUCGACGGAAAGGUUUUCCAGUUUCUGAACGCAAAAUGUGAGUCUGCGUUCCUGUCCAAGAGAAAUCCUCGACAGAUCAGCUGGACUGUUCUUUACAGACGCAAACACAAGAAGGGCCAGUCUGAAGAGGUGUCAAAGAAGCGCACGCGUCGUGCCGUGAAGUUUCAGAGAGCCAUCACUGGAGCUUCACUGGCUGAGAUCCUGGCCAAGAGGAACCAGAAACCUGAAGUGCGUAAAGCCCAGAGAGAGCAGGCCAUCAGAGCUGCUAAGGAGGCUAAAAAAGCCAAACAGGUGACCAAGAAGGUUUCCACUCAGAGCGCCAAGGGUCCUGCUAAGGCUGCACCCAAACAGAAAAUCGCCAAGACCAUGAAGGUCAACGCUCCACGUGUUGGUGGGAAGCGUUGAGAAUAAUGUUCUGCAUUUCUCUUUAUUAAUAAAGGUUUAACAGUCAACCUA
Messenger RNA from Triplophysa rosa, 525 nucleotides. It is a transcript of the gene rpl24, whose product is annotated as ribosomal protein L24. The transcript is spliced from 6 exons. Gene Ontology annotation, cellular component: cytosolic large ribosomal subunit. Lineage: Eukaryota; Metazoa; Chordata; Actinopteri; Cypriniformes; Nemacheilidae. Bases 1 to 474 code for a protein of 157 amino acids. Gene Ontology annotation, molecular function: mRNA binding; structural constituent of ribosome. The record is from RefSeq and is a predicted model, not a curated record. Gene Ontology annotation, biological process: cytoplasmic translation.